This is a messenger RNA of Perca fluviatilis (European perch), 4737 nucleotides long. RefSeq names its product protein phosphatase 3, catalytic subunit, gamma isozyme, a (gene ppp3cca). The coding region runs from base 689 to 2230 and encodes 513 amino acids. NCBI's taxonomy places the organism in Eukaryota, Metazoa, Chordata, Actinopteri, Perciformes, Percidae. The transcript is spliced from 14 exons. Gene Ontology annotation, cellular component: cytoplasm; calcineurin complex. The record is from RefSeq and is a predicted model, not a curated record. Gene Ontology annotation, molecular function: calmodulin binding; calmodulin-dependent protein phosphatase activity. Gene Ontology annotation, biological process: calcineurin-mediated signaling.
UCACUCACACUGUCAGAUUAGAGUUUAAUCCGAGGGGGAGGAUACACUGUCAAGUCGCUCUGCAUCUUGGAAGGACUCUCGGUGUAUAUGCAUACUAAGCAAACGCGUUUUUUACGUGGGACUGUAUUUUGUUCUACAAAACAUAGAAGAUGAAACACCAGUUUUCCGUUGCUGUCUUUGCCUGCCCGACGUCUUGCCAAUACGUUAAAAUGAUUGCUGGCUAACUAGCUGAAAAAGAGUAACGUUAACUAAAUCGGAUUAACGUUAGCUGAUAACGGCAGCCUCCCUUCUACGUAAUAUCCAGGUAUCAUUUGUUGUACUUGAUAACUAUUAGCUACACAGCGAACGGUCGCCUCUGUUAAUUUUUUGUUGUUGUUGAAUGUCUAUUACCUUCCUCCAUUUUUGUCAACAUUACUUCUUUGUGCUGUAAGUAUUCGCUAGCAUUAAUGUUGCCGCAAGCUAGCUAGGUUAAUAGCCACUCAAACCACAACAAGAGCCGGAGCUCUUUCGCUGGCUAAUCGUCUCUGUUUGUUGGGAAAGAGCAGACAUAAAAUUAGUGCCUCCGACCGCAACCGAAAGUCAAGACGGCGCUGACGGCCAGGCUGAUGUGCUAGCUUGUCUUUUGGCCAGCUGGCAAGAGAGCUGUACAAGAUUGUAUUCCCGAAGUUAGCCUUCAGACGAAGCAAAGAUGUCAGGAAAGGAUAAAGACAAAGUCAAACAAGAGAAACAGUCCACAACGGAGCGGCUGAUAAAAGCUGUGCCGUACCCGCCACAACAUAAGCUGACUGUGAAAGAGAUAUAUGAAGAUGGCAAGCCCAACGCUGAGCUGCUACGCAACCACCUUGUCAAAGAGGGCAGGGUGGAAGAGGACGUGGCUCUAAAGAUCAUCAAUGAUGGGGCUAACAUCCUUCGCCAAGAGAAGUGCAUGCUGGAAGUGGAGGCGCCUAUAACAGUAUGUGGGGAUGUCCAUGGACAAUUCUUUGACCUUAUGAAGUUGUUUGAAGUGGGGGGAUCACCCAGUAACACACGGUAUCUCUUCCUCGGUGACUACGUAGAUCGAGGAUACUUCAGUAUUGAGUGUGUUCUCUACCUCUGGUCACUCAAGAUCAACCACCCAACCACACUCUUCCUCCUGCGUGGGAACCACGAGUGCCGACACCUCACAGAGUACUUCACCUUCAAACAGGAAUGUAAAAUUAAAUACUCUGAACGGGUGUAUGACGCCUGUAUGGAGGCCUUUGACUGCCUGCCUCUCGCUGCCCUGCUCAACCAACAGUUCCUAUGUGUACAUGGCGGACUCUCACCAGAAAUCAACUGCCUAGAUGACAUUAGGAAGUUAGACAGAUUUAAAGAGCCUCCAGCAUUUGGGCCAAUGUGUGAUCUGAUUUGGGCUGACCCCGGUGAGGACUAUGGCAGUGAAAAGACAUCUGAACACUUCAACCAUAACUCCGUCAGAGGCUGCUCAUACUUUUUCAGUUACUCAGCAGUUUGUGACUUUUUGGUAAAUAAUAACUUGCUGUCAGUAAUAAGAGCCCAUGAAGCACAGGAUGCAGGGUAUCGUAUGUACAGAAAAAGCCAGACCACAGGCUUCCCUUCAUUAAUCACAAUCUUUUCCGCUCCAAAUUACCUAGAUGUCUACAACAACAAAGCUGCUGUAUUAAAAUAUGAGAACAACGUGAUGAACAUCCGACAAUUCAACUGCUCCCCCCACCCUUACUGGUUGCCCAAUUUUAUGGAUGUCUUCACAUGGUCUUUGCCGUUUGUUGGAGAGAAAGUGACGGAGAUGCUGGUGAACGUACUGAAUAUUUGCUCUGACGAUGAGCUCAUGUCAGAGGGAGAUGACCUAUAUGAAGGUGGAACCUCAGCGAUGCGUAAGGAGGUCAUCCGAAACAAGAUUCGCGCUGUGGGGAAAAUGGCCCGAGUCUUCUCAGUCCUCAGGGAGGAAAGCGAGAAUGUGUUAACACUCAAAGGCCUCACCCCAACUGGAACUCUUCCUGUGGGAGUGUUGUCAGGGGGAAAGCAGACCUUACAGACUGCAACGAUUGAGGCAGCUAAAGCACAAGCCAUUCAAGGCUUCUCUCCCACGAGGAAGAUUCGUAACUUUGAGGAGGCACGCGGCCUGGACAGGAUAAACGAGAGGAUGCCGCCGCGCAAAGAUGGCCAGCUGCCAGACGGCACCACGAUCAACACCAACACCCCCACCUCCAACAAGAACGGCACGGAUGGGUAGGCAACAGGAACACCGCCCUCCCAUCUUCACACAACCAACAGCCCCUGACUCAUAGCCCCUAACCACUCUCUCUGUCUGUCUCUCUCCCUCUGUCACCUCUACUGAAACUGCAUGUCUAUCUUCCGCUCGCCCGCACUCGGGCGGGGAAAGGAAGGGACACAUCGGUAGAUUAAAAAAACAAAACAAAAGGAGGCCACAGCGCUGGGAGAAACACUUUCAGCUUCUGAAAAAACGUGCGUUAUAUGGAGAAAAAAUAUUUAUUUUGGAUUAAAUAUAUUAGAUAUAUUGUUUAUUAGUAACAAAUCAUUCAAUGAAGACAUUUUGCAAGUGUAUACUGUACACUGAAGUCCUAACUUAUACAUGUCAAAAUUAUAUAUAUAUAUAUAUAUAUAUAUAUUUUAUCAUUUUGAGUUGAUACCGAUAGAUGAAGCCUUUGUUAUCCAGGAGUUUUAGUCACUUUACUUUUUUUUUAUUUUUUUAUUGUUAUUCUCCAUGUGUUUGGUAAGGGAAAAUUCGAAGUACAAAUACUGUAGCCCCAACAUUUUCGUUUGGAUCUUGCAAGGCUCUUGCCAAGACAUUUUCGGCACUUGAGGGUCUACAUACUUUGCUUUCAUGUGUGUCAGUUGAAAGAUAAAUUAUGUAUGAAAGAAAGGUGAAAGAAAGAAUAAGGGAAGCAAAUUAUAUUGGAACAAUUAUUACAAAUUAAUAUUUUGUACUUGAAGCAGAAAUUAAAUGAAGACUUAUGAAGUCUUAUUUAUACAUUUUCCACAAAACUUUGAUGAAACACUCCCCCCCCCAAAUAUGCUGAAACAGAUUUGUUCAGUAUUUUGUUCACUUCCAGAGUACGAACAAUUUUCUUCUUGUGUUAUAAUUUGUGAGUGUAAAUGUUCACAAAUCCUUUAACAAAGUUAAGGGUUUAUGCUUUGUGUGCAAUGAUAGUUGCUGUUCUGUGCUGGUUAUGACUUGUGUUCACAUAAUGGCAAAUAGGAUGUUCUCGCUCCGCUAAACCAAAUAAGGGAUAUACAGUACAGCAUGUCUUAUUCUAUCACCACAAGCAAGCCUGCCAAUACUCCCACAUCCCUUUUGGAAGCAUCUCUUCUUCUGAAGCGUUGAAGUUAAGCCGCCUCUCUGGGAUUGAGCACUGCGCAUGAAGAUUACGGCACGAGAAACCAACUGACAAAUAAGUAUAUCUCUUCAGUUGUCAUUGUGGACAAAAAAUAAAAUGACAUAUUUGCUCAGAAAGCAUAAGGACCUGCUGGCCACACUGUCCUCAAAAACAGACUGUUGUUCAUUAUUGCUUUGGAAAUUUCAGUGUAUCUAACAGAAUGAUGGCGUUUGGAUUUGCAUUUCAUUGUCAGACGCUGAGAAAAAAAAAAAAGGGGGGGUGUGCUUUUUGCGGCUUUCCUUGGUUUCUAAAGCUGUAUCGGUGUCUCCAUCUACUGUCGGUUAUACAGAAUGCAGAUGUUUUUUGAAUUGGGAUAAAUUCAAAAAAAACGUGAAACAUUUGACAUUGAGUGAGAUGACAGCUCUUUGAGGAUGCUGUACCCAGACACAAUGGACCGAGUCAUUCCCCUCGGCAGGGAUGAUACUAUAAAAGGUACCGCCGCCACACUAACCGCUGUCUAUCAAGGCCUAAGAGUACUGUAAUCAUCUCAACCAUGGCUGACUCAUACGUACACAGUAUAUUAUUUUUAAACUCAUGGUCCUACCAAUAUGGGGUCCAUUAGCAUUUGCUGGCGUGUAUAUGCUUUUCUGCUCUGAAGUAUUCAGCCAUUCAGCUCUCUUCUGGUCACAACACCUCCACUCCUCUUCACAAGCACGCCCAACCCUUUAACACCUGCUUUUACUAAGACAAACAACCAACUCAACUGGUGCUUUGACACACCUGACUGUAAUUCUGUUGUCUUUUUGUCACUCAAGAAAAGGUGGGGAAAUAACCUUUAAGAUUUGCUAUUCUCUUGUGAAUUUACUUUUAUUUUAUUUUAUUUUUAAAUGAGGCGUUUGUGCUCAUGUGCCAUGCCUCCUCGGCCACACAUGUCAAGAUCUGUAUGUGUGUGUGUGUGUGUGGAUGUUGAAUGAAGCCAGGAGACUUUCAGUCACACAUGAUUAAAGAUUCAAUGUCAGUUAUAUUAAUCUUGAUAUCCUUAAAAUUUCUAAAAUAUUGUUGUUUGCCGUUACGUUCAGUAGACUUCUGGGGAAAGCUUCCUGAAGAUUAAGUAUUUCGGUUUACAUUUAUAACUGUGAUGUUAAAAUUUGUUUUUAAAGUAAGGCUUUAUUGGGUGAGCCAUACAGUAUACUGACCUCCUGUUAGGUCCUAUACAUAUCUCGCAGAAUGUAAAAAAAAAAAAAAAAAAAAAUGUUUAUUUAGAAUCUUAUAACAGCUGUAAAGAGAGGGGGGGAGGGGGAAACUGUACCGUAUUUGUCAUGCAAGGCCAUGAAAUCUUUUAUGUAGAUGUAUCACUUGAAAGCAAAGAAUAAAAUUCAAAUACAGUGUUUUAUUUGACUCA